UCUUACACAAUUUGGUUCUCCGGUCACGAAUGAAUAAAAAUAGUAUAGAUUAAUCUUAUCUACAAAGAAAAUGAGUAGUGCAGACAAAAAAAAAACAGUCCAACACCAAAAUAAAAAAUGUCAUCUCUUCACUGGUUUCCCAAUUUCUUCAUCGUUUUCGUCGUCUUCUUCUCCUCACAUGGAAGCGGAAGCUCACAAGUUGUACUAGAAGAAGAAGAAGCCACAGUCGUUGGAUACGGCUACGUCGUUAGAUCAGUGGCCGUUGAUUCUAACCGGCAAGUUUUGACGGCGAAGCUUGAUCUGAUAAAACCAUCGUCCGUUUAUGCACCAGAUAUUAAAUCGCUAAGUCUUCAUGUCAGCUUGGAGACGAGUGAGCGUUUGAGAAUCAGAAUCACAGAUUCUAGUCAACAAAGAUGGGAGAUACCGGAAACCGUUAUUCCUCGUGCCGGAAACCACUCUCCUCGCCGUUUCUUAACGGAGGAAGACGGAGGAAACUCGUCGGAGAACAAUUUCUUAGCAGAUCCUUCAUCGGACUUAGUUUUCACACUCCACAACACGACGCCGUUCGGUUUCUCCGUCUCCCGACGCUCCUCCGGCGAUAUCCUCUUCGACACAUCGCCGGAUCAAUCAGAUUCAAACACUUACUUCGUCUUCAAAGACCAAUUCCUUCAACUAUCUUCCGCGUUACCGGAAAACAGAUCGAAUCUGUACGGUCUCGGAGAGCACACGAAGCGAUCGUUCAAGCUAAUUUCCGGUGAUACAAUGACUCUGUGGAACGCUGACAUCGGCAGCGAGAAUCCGGAUGUUAACCUUUACGGAUCGCACCCGUUUUACAUGGAUGUAAGAGGAUCAAACGGCCAUGAAGAAGCAGGGACGACUCACGGCGUUUUGCUGCUAAACAGUAAUGGAAUGGAUGUGAAGUAUGAAGGACAUCGGAUUACUUACAAUGUGAUUGGAGGCGUAAUUGAUCUCUAUGUGUUCACCGGACCAUCGCCAGAGAUGGUGAUGAAUCAGUACACUGAGCUUAUUGGAAGACCUGCCCCUAUGCCUUACUGGUCAUUUGGAUUUCACCAGUGUAGGUAUGGGUACAAGAAUGUUUCAGACCUUGAAUCUGUAGUUGAUGGAUAUGCAAAAGCUGGAAUACCUCUUGAGGUUAUGUGGACUGACAUUGAUUACAUGGAUGGCUACAAAGACUUCACUUUGGAUCCCGUGAAUUUCCCGGAGGACAAGAUGAAAUCAUUUGUCGAUACACUUCACAAGAGCGGUCAGAAAUACGUGCUGAUCUUGGAUCCCGGUAUUGGUGUGGAUAGCUCUUACGGGACCUAUAACAGAGGAAUGGAAGUGGAUGUUUUCAUCAAAAGAAAUGGUGAGCCUUAUCUCGGUGAGGUUUGGCCCGGAAAAGUAUACUUCCCCGACUUCUUGAAUCCAGCUGCUGCAACUUUCUGGAGCAACGAAAUCAAGAUGUUCCAGGAGAUUCUCCCUUUGGAUGGUCUGUGGAUUGACAUGAAUGAGAUAUCAAAUUUCAUAACUUCGCCUCUAUCCUCUGGAUCUUCACUCGAUGAUCCUCCUUACAAGAUCAACAAUUCAGGGGAUAAAAGACCGAUAAACAAUAAGACAGUACCCGCAACAUCUAUCCAUUUUGGAAACAUUAGUGAAUACGAUGUGCAUAACUUGUAUGGGCUCUUGGAAGCUAAAGCCACUCACCAAGCUGUGGUGGAUAUAACAGGAAAGAGACCGUUUAUUUUGUCGAGAUCCACGUUUGUAAGCUCGGGGAAAUACACGGCUCACUGGACUGGUGAUAAUGCUGCAAAAUGGGAGGAUUUGGCCUACUCAAUCCCUGGAAUCCUCAAUUUUGGUCUGUUUGGGAUUCCAAUGGUUGGAGCUGAUAUCUGCGGGUUUUCACAUGAUACCACCGAGGAAUUAUGCCGUCGAUGGAUCCAGCUUGGAGCUUUUUACCCUUUUGCAAGAGACCAUUCGUCCCUUGGUACCGCCAGACAAGAACUAUACCUCUGGGAUUCGGUUGCUUCUUCUGCAAGAAAGGUUCUCGGUCUCAGAAUGAGACUGCUCCCACAUCUCUACACAUUGAUGUACGAGGCUCAUAUCAGCGGCAACCCAAUCGCGCGACCACUCUUCUUCUCGUUUCCUCGAGACACUAAAACCUAUGAGAUCGAUUCCCAGUUUUUGAUUGGUAAAAACAUAAUGGUUUCUCCUGCGCUGAAGCAAGGGACGGUGGCCGUGGAUGCAUAUUUCCCUGCUGGAAACUGGUUCGAUGUUUUUAACUAUUCCUUUGCCGUUGGUGGAGAUUCUGGCAAGCACGUUAGGCUUGAUACUCCCGCUGAUCACGUCAACGUUCAUGUUCGAGAAGGUAGCAUUGUGGCUAUGCAAGGAGAGGCAUUGACGACUAGGGACGCCAGAAAGACACCGUAUCAGCUUCUAGUUGUAGCCAGCCGGCUUGAGAACAUCUCCGGUGAACUGUUUCUCGAUGAGGGAGAAAACGUACGGAUGGGAGCUGGAGGAGGAAACCGUGAUUGGACCCUCGUGAAGUUCCGGUGCUUCGUGACAGGAAAAUCCGUGGUACUGAGAUCAGAAGUGGUGAACCCAGAGUACGCGUCGAAAAUGAAAUGGAGCAUCGAGAAAGUGACGUUUGUUGGGUUCGAGAACGUAGAGAGCGUGAAAACGUACGAGGUUAGGACAAGUGAGAGAUUAAGGAGUCCGAGAAUCUCUCUAAUUAAGACGGUUUUGGACAAUGAUGAUCCGAGGUUUCUCAGUGUGGAGGUUUCUAAACUGUCGUUGCUUGUUGGAAAGAAGUUCGAGAUGAGAUUGAGAUUGACUUGAAGAAGUAUAUAAACCCAAUAUUGAUGGGGAAAUUGUGGAUGCUUAAUGAAUAAAAGGAGUGAAGAAGAGAUAAAAAGGAGUGAAGAAGAGUCAUCAAGUAAAGAAAAGAUUUCAUGAUUGUAUAAACUCCAAAUCACUUAAAGAAAUGCGAUUUGAUAAACCCAAAAUCAAUUAUAUAUAGUUUGGUCCAUUA
Messenger RNA from Arabidopsis lyrata subsp. lyrata, 3028 nucleotides. RefSeq names its product alpha-glucosidase. The record is from RefSeq and is a predicted model, not a curated record. NCBI's taxonomy places the organism in Eukaryota, Viridiplantae, Streptophyta, Magnoliopsida, Brassicales, Brassicaceae. Gene Ontology annotation, biological process: carbohydrate metabolic process. Bases 118 to 2835 code for a protein of 905 amino acids. The transcript is spliced from 6 exons. Gene Ontology annotation, molecular function: carbohydrate binding; hydrolase activity, hydrolyzing O-glycosyl compounds.